AUGGAACAUGAGCUGCACAGCACAGCCACACUGCACCAGACAAGUGCCAACACCUCACUGGCCACCCAGGGUGGCUCCUUGGCAGAUGGUGGUGGAAUCAGGCACCCUGCAGCUCAGGGACAGACAGUCCUGGCCAUGCCGAGAGCCUCUGUCAUGGUUGCUGUAUGUGGGUGUGAUGCAUCCACAGUUUUCCAGGGGAGGUGCUGCUGCCAGACUGUGAUGGACAAGGAGGAGGGAGGUCAGCCAGGGCAGAAGAUUCAUUAUUCCCUUGAAUUCCUUACGGAUAAUCCCACUCCCACACCAUAUUGUGAUCUUGCCAAUAUCAACAAUCCUGGUACUUCUAAGAGAGUAAAUAAUUCUUUAAUAAUAGAUAAAAAUUCUACAUGGCAGAGAGACAUGGAAGACAGGUUUAUUGUGCUGGACAACCAUGAAAGUAGGUAUACGUGCUUUCUCCAGAUUCUUGAUGGCUGUCACAGUGUGACAGCUACAGAAACAAUUGUAGCAAAGCUUCCACUUCAAUUUCUUCAACAGCUUUCUCACAUAGAUUCCUCCUACAAAGAUAAAAAUGACAAAGAGCAAAUUCUAGAUUUUUUUUUUUUUUUCCCCCCACAUUAAUCAAGGCAGAUUACAGGGAAAAAGAGGAGAACCAGGCAAUGAGGAGACCAAGAUGACCAGUCUAUUAGGAAAGGGUAUGCUAAGUCCUUUUGGAGAAUCAGAUUUUUACAACUGGGCAGGAAUGAGGUUUCCAAAGUUCACUGGAGUGACAGUCCAGUGGUAAAAAUCCCUAGCGAAGAGAUGGAUGGCACUGGGGAAGAAGAAAUAAAACAUCUUGAAAACAACACCUGUUCAUUAGCCAGGACAGCCUAAGCUGUUGCUGGGCUACUGCACGUUGUUAUUAUAGGUAGAAGAAAUCUGCCUUCACAGACUACACUUAGCUCUCUCCUACACUCAAUGAUGCCAAUACUGCCCAAGAAACGCAACUACUGUAGCCAUGUCUCUCAAGAGCACAGCACUUCUAAUGUGAGAGAAAAACUUCAGAAUGGUGGAAACAUCAGCACUAAUAAACCAGCAGUAGAGGGAUACCUGAGAACUACAAGGGCUCCUGGACAUCACAGAGCUCCAGUACAAAGAACAUCUGUUAUACCUGUACCUCGUAUUGCAUCUUUCCCUAUCAGUGUUACUUGCCAUUUUCUUAUUUUGGCUUCUAACGGACUUUGAGGGGUUUUGGAUUACCUGAAGUACUUGCACCAACUCUUAACAUUCACUCAUUUGAGAAUGCAUGAACGCUGUUCAACAAAACAGAACUUUGUGUAUCUAAGUGACUCAAAAGGCAAUUUGAAACACAAUCAGUGAAAAUGUUCUAGGAAGAAUUACAGGCAAAGUAAAAAUGGAAUUCCUAAUAAGGAAACCAAUGACCACAAAAAUCAACCUAAUCCAGAACUGUCUCUUUCAGUAACAACAAUGUAAAUUCAAAGAACAGAGAUACAGUGCUCCAAUUCUAGCACAUAAGGUGACUGAAGAACUCAAUUCAAGGACAGAAAAUUGUAUCUAAAUUUCAACCACAGUGAGACUUCAGAGCAAGAAGAAACCAACACUUUCUGCGCAACGGAUCCAAGUCACAGCUAUAACAGAGAAUGCAAGAGAAUGCGCUGGCAUCACGGGCGUGAUGUUGGUCAAGAACUGCUAAAGACUGUAUCACCAUGGGGUUCUAAACCACCACAGUUUGAAAAAGACAUAAAAAUGCACCCGAUCAAUUGCAAAUCACAAGCUGCAGAAGACACAGCUCAGAGCCACUGCAAUGCAAAAAGUGACCGUGAACAACUGGCAAAGACUGCAUUAGCUGCAGGUUCAAGAGACAAUGUUACUGUUUUGAUCGUACUUCUAAAUGGAUGUGAUAAGAUACUCAAUGACUUCAACAAUUAA
Hirundo rustica (Barn swallow) is the source of this 1923-nucleotide messenger RNA. It is a transcript of the gene PP2D1, whose product is annotated as protein phosphatase 2C like domain containing 1. Lineage: Eukaryota; Metazoa; Chordata; Aves; Passeriformes; Hirundinidae. The record is from RefSeq and is a predicted model, not a curated record.